Molecule: messenger RNA, 5351 nt
Organism: Lytechinus pictus (painted urchin)
Lineage: Eukaryota; Metazoa; Echinodermata; Echinoidea; Temnopleuroida; Toxopneustidae
Exons: 4
Coding region: 1433-3031 (532 amino acids)
Source: RefSeq, a predicted model, not a curated record
AUCUGGCAAUAUGGCGUCGUCCAUUAAGCUGACGUUAGCCAGCGGCGACUGCACGUACGUGGGGCCGGGCUGGGGUCAAUUUCAGUUACUUCGUCUUCGACUCGUUCGAGAGCGACCUGGACAGUCUGGACUGGCCUAAUUUAGUUAUUUACGGAGCUCGGUGGAAGUCCAGUAUUUGAGGAAAAUGAGUACUUCAUUUGGAGACCCUCCAUGUAGCCACUUGGAGCAGCUCAAACUUCUCUGUAGAUUGUGUGGCGAAAGGAUCAGAAAAAGAAAAAAGCGUGGGGAAUUUUCAGUUGAGAAAUAUAAGGAUACUUUAGCCAAGCUUGGAAUCGAUGUUGCUCAUGAUGACCCGAAUGUACAUCCACCGUCAUUUUGCCAUUUGUGCUGUAAUGAAACAAAUGCCACCAGAGUCGUUGGCGGGAAGGGUAAAGAAAGGAGGGCUAAGUGGAAAGUUGUUUGGAACAAGCACACCGAUGACGGCACGUGUCUGUCGUGCAUAAAGGCAGAAAACUCGAAGAAGCCAGGACGUCCCAAGCUGAUCAAAUAUGGUGGGAGACCACGUUUGGGCCCAGCCGUUGCAGAAGAAAGGCAGAAGAACCAGACGAGAAUGCCUCUGCCACCCCUAACGGCCAUGACCCUUCGAUCAAGACGGAAAACUCGGGCAACAGAAGAAAUUCAGAAUUGCCCUACAUUGACUACAGCAACCCCAACUGCACCGAUCUCGAUUGCACCAGGCGUUGACCCUUCAAAAGCUGGGUAUCCCAAAUUUAGGAAAUUGGCAUCAAAGGGUGCACAUGAAAGCAAAACUCCAAUUACUGGGACCACGUCCGCAAACACAGAAGUUGGGCUGGAACCUCAAGAGCUACGUCGCUUUGUCCUACCCUCAUCCUUAGAAAAAACCAUACAAAUCAAUGCUUUCCACAAUCAUGAUGCAGAGAUCAAAUGCAAGAAGUGCCAGAAAAUGAUCCCACUUGUUAACAUUGAUGAGCAUGAAUUUGAAUGUGUCACACCAUCACUCGCCCUACAUGACCAUAACUACAUGUUUCAUGGGGAGAAAGAAAGAAGAGGAAGGAGAAAAAGAAAAGGUAAUUCUGGAGAUCAGAUGCCUGAAGCUCAUGAAGAGGAACCUUUGACAGAUAUGGUCCUGAUAGAGAGGUCUGUAUUAGAGGAGUUGUGGAGACGAGCCAAAAGAAAUAUGCAAGAUUGACAAUGUAUUCUGCUUGAUGUACUUGGUUUGUCCAGUGGAAAAAGAAUCAUGAUAUUAUGGAAAGGCAACUCUGUGCAUUUACAUACAUAAAGUCCAGAUCUCAUCUUCUGGGUGAUUGAAUAUUUGUGGAUUCAGGAACGUUGAUAAAAGACAGUGGAAACUGAAGUAGCCGUGUGCCUUUGAAGACAACCGGGAAAUACCUCCCAUUAUGCUGGAUCUAAAAUGAGUUCUUCAGUUGGAGACCCGAGCCACUUGGAGCUGCUCAAACUUCUCUGUAGAUUAUGUGGCGAAAGGAUCAGAAAAAAGCAUGGGGAAUAUUCAGUUGGGAAAUACAAGGAUACUUUAGCCAAGAUUGGAAUCGAUGUUGCUCAGGAUGACCCGAAUGUACAUCCACCAUCAUUUUGUGUUUUGUGCUGUAUUGAAACAAAUGCCGCUAGAGUCACUUGCGGCAAGGGGAAAGAAAGGAGGGAUAAGUGGAAGGCUGUUUGGAACAAGCACACCGAAGAUGGCACAUGUCUGUCGUGUACAAAGGCAGAAAACUCUAAGAAGGGAGGACGUCCCAAGCUGAUCAAAAGAAGUGGGAGACCACGUUUGGACCCAGCCAUUGCAGAAGAAAGGCAGAAGAACCAGACGAGAAUGCCUCCUCCACCCCCAACGGUCAUGACCCUCCGAUCAGGGCGGAAAACUCGGGCAACAGAAGAAAUUCAAAAUUGCCCUACAUCGACUGCAGCAAUCGCAACUGCACCAAUCUCUGUUGCACCAGGUGUAAAUCCUCCAAAAGCUGGAUAUCCCAAAUUUCGGAAAUUAGCACCAAAGGGUGCACAUGAAGGCGAAACUCCAAUUACUGGGACUCCGUCGGCACUGUUAAAUACCACAGUGUCACAGAGGAUUCAGGGCAUGCAGGCCACACCUUUUCCACAAUCUCAGAAUUGCGUGUAUGUUCAGUCAUUAAGUGGAAUGCAGACACCAGUGGCAUUGAAUAUUAACCCACAGAAUCAGGCAAAUAUACAUUCACUUGCCCCUUCUUUGUAUUUGAUUCCUGGUACCAGUGGCAUUCAGGGUCUUCCCUCUACUCCACUCCAGACACUAAAUGGAAUACCAAUCAUCCAGUCACUCCAGCAACCAUUACUUAAUCCUGUGGUGCAAACUGCAGGAGUCAUUCCAAAUUUACUUACCUUUGUUCAGCCUUCAGGGAUUCUCUGCUCUUUGCCAGCUGCCCAGCCUAUUCCUAAUCAGCCACUGCAGAGCAACCCUUUAGCAGACAAACGAGAAGGAUCCUCAGCAGUCCCUAUAACAUCUUCCAAUGCUAAGCUUUCAGAUACGUCGCGGAAUAUAACUGAGGAAAGUGACGAAAACUCUGAUAUCAGUCUGUCUUCUUUUCCUGAGGUUUUAGAGACAUCUGCCAAAAAUUUGGUUGAAUCAGUUGAAGAUGUUUUACCAAGCUCAAACACAGAGUUUGAUCGGGAACCUCAAGAGCUACGUCGCUUUGUCCUACCCUCAUCCUUAGAAAAAACCAUACAAAUCAAUGCUUUCCACAAUCAUGAUGCAGAGAUCAAAUGCAAGAAGUGCCAGAAAAUGAUCCCGCUUGUUAACAUUGAUGAGCAUGAAUUUGAAUGUGUAACACCAUCACUCGCCCUACAUGACCAUAACUACAUGUUUCAUGGGGAAAAAGAAAGAAGAGGAAGGAGAAAAAGAAAAGAUGAUUCUGGAGAUCAGAUGCCUGAAGCUCAAGAAGAGGAGCCUUUGACAGAUAUGGUCCUGAUAGAGAGGUCUGUAUUAGAGGAGUUGGAGAGACGAGCCAAAAGAAAUAUGCAAGAUUGACAAUGUAUUCUGCUUGGUGUACUUGGUUUGUCCAGUGGAAAAAGAAUCAUGAUAUUAUGGAAAGGCAACUCUGUGCGUUUAAGUCCAGACCUCAUCUUCUGGGUGGUUUAGUGGAUUCAGGAACAUUGAUAAAAGACAGAAGUAGCCAUGUGCCUUUGAAGACAACCAGGAGAUACCUUCCAUUAUGCUGGGUCCAAGAUGAGCACUUCAGGUGGAGGCUCCUGCCAUGCAGACUUUCUCAAAGUUCUUUGUAGGUUAUGCGGUAAAAGGAUCAGAAGUAACCGUGGAUGGGCUUAUAUGAAAUACAAGAAAAUCCUUGCCAAACUGGGACUUGACCCUGCUUGUGAAGACCCUGAUAUACACCCAGAAUUUGUUUGCCAUGGAUGUCAUUUAAGACUUUUUUAUAAGAAAGGGAAGGCAGCCAAAACUUAUGGGGAAAUAACAUGGAAAAGGCACACCGAUGAUGGUGCAUGCCAAACUUGCAAGAAGGGGGAAAAUGCUCAGAGGUCUGGACGUCGGAAGAAAAAGAUACGCACUGGAAGACCACGUUUGGACCCAAAAGUUGCAAAAGAAAGGAGAAAGAAUCGGAAAAGAAUGUCACUUCCAUCUCCCAAAGUCAUGAACACCCGAUCUCGACGGAAAGCCCAGAAAAUAGCCGGAAAGGCUGGGCGUCCCAAAUUAAGGAAAUUAGCCCCAAAGGGUGCACAAGAAGUUCCAAUUGUUCUUGUCCCUGCUGCAGGUAGCCUUCCUGGCAUCCAGGAAACACAUUUCACAUUAGCUCAUAACACCACUCGGACAACAGGUGGAAUAGAGACACCAAUGGCUUUCCCCCUGCAGACUCUCCAGAACUCUUCUUUCUUAACCUUACAAGGAGCGCAGCCAUUGAGUAUCAAUCCACUGAUUCGGACAAUUGGACCAUCACUUGUCCCUGCUUCAUAUUUGAUUCCUGAUGCCAGUGGCCUUCAAGGUCUUUCCUGCACCGUCUUAACUCAAAACCCAUUUCAGACAGGAAGUGGAGUCCAGCAGAUGCAGAACCCCAUGGGACUUCCUCUGCUCCAGACACCCAAUGUAAUACCAAUUAUCCAGUCAAUCCAGCCAUCUCUGUUUAACCCUUUGGUGCAGGCCACAGGAUUUGUUCCCAACAUGUUUCCUUUAGUUCAGCCUGCAGGGCCUCUUGGCACUGUACCAGCAGUUCAACCUUCUCUUAACCAGCCCGUGUUUCCAACCGCUGCAACAGAGACAAGUGAAGGAAUUUUCUCAACCACAAGUACCACUGCUGUGCCUUGUUCCAUUGCCCAGCCUUUAGAUACAUCUACAAAUGAUUCGGACAAUGAAUUAAGAGAUGAUAUUGCUGCAAGCCCAAACCCAAGUCCCUCUACUCCCUGUUCCAUUGUUGAGCCUUUAGAGACAACUGCAAAUGUUUUGGAUGAUGAAUUAACUAAAGAUGUCUUGGCAAUCCCAAGUCCCUCACCAUCUUCCUUAGCUGGUCCCUCAGAAACUUUGCCAAACACAGAAGUUGAUCAGGAAUCUCAGGAAUUACCUCGUUUUGUCCUACCCUCAACUUUAGACAAAGCUAUAUGUAUUGAUGCAUUCCAGAAACACGAUGCCGGGAUCAAGUGCAAGGUUUGUCUUAAAAUGAUACCGCUUGUUCAUGUUGAUCAGCAUAAGUUUAAGUGUGUCCCGCCCUUUCUCGCUCUUAACGAUCAUAACUAUAUGUUCAGUGAAGAGAAAGAUGAAAAAAAGAGAAAAGCGAGAGAACUGAGAAAAGGACUUCUCUCUAAAGAUAAGACGCCUGAGGUUGAAGAAGCGGAACCUGUCUAUGAUGUGGUCCUGAUAGAGAGGUCUCUAUUAGAGAAUUUGGAGGGUGUUAUCAAUCGAAAAUGACCAUUGCAGCAUGUACUUUAUAUGUUCAGUGGAACAACACUAUGUGUAAAAGACAGGCAUUCUGAGUCUAAUUUAGACCUUCCGUAGAAAGGUGUGUGGAUACUGUUUAAAUAAACUGUCGCAGAAAAUCGACUCAAGUAACUUUGAAUAAGCAGGAAGAUCAGAGGCAUUAUGGAAUAGCAGCCCUACUCAUCUUUAUCAUGAUUGUAUUGAAGGUCCCUUCCUCCAGUCUACUGGGUAAUUAUUGUUAUCAGUGUACUUAGUAUUUGUCUCCAAAUAAAGAAAAAACAAAGGUUCUUAGCUUAAUUGUUUCAUCUUAUGUAUAUAUGCAAAUGAUUUACGAUUAUCUUAUACAUGAUGAAGUAAUCACCAAGCCUGGAUAAGUUUGUCAUGCCCUUAGACAAAUUAGAGAAACAUUUUUUUGUUCCUUCUUGAA